Molecule: messenger RNA, 1482 nt
Organism: Hyaloscypha bicolor E
Lineage: Eukaryota; Fungi; Ascomycota; Leotiomycetes; Helotiales; Hyaloscyphaceae
Exons: 2
Coding region: 1-1482 (493 amino acids)
Biological process (GO): ubiquitin-dependent endocytosis
Cellular component (GO): plasma membrane; cytosol; cytoplasm
Molecular function (GO): ubiquitin protein ligase binding; protein-macromolecule adaptor activity
Source: RefSeq, a predicted model, not a curated record
AUGCCCCGAGUAUCAACUUUCUUUCGUCACGCCAGCACCUUCGACAUCUCAACAGACCUUAAAAAGGCCAAGCGACGCUCCUCGAGCACCAAACGGCCUGCUUAUUCCGACAGAACACCCUCAUCAUCUGGUUCUUCCCUCGCAUCUGACGACCGCAGCAUCAAGAUGCCCGAUUCGCACAAGAGACUGUCCCUCGUAGGGCUGCAUUCCCCAAAGUCCUCCUCCAACAAAAUCCCCCAAACUGCAACUCUCGAUGUUACGAUCGAAUCUCCGCCUCUAGUAUUUUUCGGGACAGCAGCCUCGAGUUCUGGCGCAUUGCUCUCGGGCCAACUUGUGCUCAAUAUCCACGAAGAUUUCAUGGCCAUUGACUCGUUCAAGAUGAGGUUAGCUUUGGAAGUAACAAGAAAGAAGCCCUUCCACGCUCAUUGCCAGGAGUGCUCCAAGCAAUGUACGGAUUUGACCACUUGGAAUUUUCUACCAGGCCCAGCAACCUUACAGCGAGGCGAACACAACUUCCCAUUCAGCUUCCUUCUCCCUGGCCACCUUCCUGCGACAAUGAAGGGAGGUCUUUCUGCGAUCGAUUAUGUUCUGCGAGCAGUAGUUACACCCAAGCUCGGCGAGCCCAUUAAGCUGGCGCAGACUCUCGACAUCAAGCGCGCGAUUUACCCCUCCGAUCAGCCCCGCCAUUCGAUCCGCAUUUUCCCUCCCACGAAUCUCACAGCGAAUUGCGAGCUGCCAGCCGUCAUCCACCCAAUCGGCGCAACCAAUAUUUCUAUGAGGAUAGACGGGGUUGUCAAGCGAAACACAGAGACGAAGACACAGACACAGUGGAAGUUGAAGCGGUUAACAUGGAGAUUGGACGAGACACAAAAGACGAUCUCGCCAGCAUGUGCGAAGCACGCUGCGAAGUUGGGCAAUGUUGAUGAUGCCAAGAAGGGAAUGGCACACCAGGAUGUGCGCACAGUUGGCACAGAUGAGAUGAAGUCGGGGUGGAAGGCGGACUACAAUUCUCCUGAUGGAAUGAUUGAGCUGGAAUUCCCGUUCGGCAUCCGAUCUGAUUCUAGGCCAAUCUGCGAUAUGAAGUCCGAGGACGGAACUGAGGUCUCGCAUGUCUUGAUUGUUGAGAUGAUUGUUGCAGAGGAAUUUGCCCCCAUCAAAAAGCCGACUCAAGUCACACCAACGGGUGCUGCGAGAGUUUUGAGAAUGCAUUUCAACAUUACGGUCACCGAACGACCGGGUAUGGGUAUUUCCUGGGAUGAGGAGCAGCCACCUCUUUAUGAGAAUGUUCCGGCCAGCCCCCCAGCAUACCUCACUGGAAACUCGGAAUUGUACGAGGGCGACCCCAUCCCAGAUUACGAGGAUCUGACUCCUCUCGACGAGGCAGAGAGCCCCAUGCCAGCACCUGUUCCAGAUCAUCGAACAAACGGCGAAGGCUCUUCCACCAGAGUUCUCAAUAUCGAGGACUUGAUUCUGGAACCCUGA